AACCAGUUCCCGCCCGCAGCUCACGCCUCUCUGUUUCGGCUCAUCCUGACGUGGCGAGCCGCUAGAGGACCGCCGGUCCCUUCGUGGUCUGCUGCGAUUGGACAAACUACCUGUUUGGCGAUAUUGACGAUAAAUGUAAAUACACGCAGGUGGCAACAACGGCAUGGGCGAGAGCUUAUGUAAAUAAAGGAGAAGUGAAAGCCUGUCACUGUUUCAAGGCGCAAACAGCCUCUCUCCGACGCAAUGUGUGGCAGAUAGGCUAGUUGGAGAAAAGACUGGAUUUGUAUUCAAGACAUGGCUUACACGUCAACUUUGGACUGAUUUGGGGUCCAAUAGCCUACGUGCCACAUCCACCUGACUCCCGUUUCCGUGUCCAGGCGGUGACACCCAGCUGCGCAGCCAUGCCUCAGCUCACGCGCCCCGCGGUGCUGCAGCUCGUGCUGCUGCUCUCCGCUGUGCCCGCGCAGUACCUCAUCUCGCGCUGGAGCGGCACCACGGUGACGCAGCGCUACCACGCGAGCGCACGGUUGCUUAGAAUUUGGAAAGAUUUGAGAACAUCUUACCUCAAUGGCACGGCAUGGAUGGACUGGGCAGACCAGCAGAUGUCCAGAGCCAAGUCUUUAGUCGGAUUGGAAGAGGAAGAGUUAAAAGACUCGCGCCCCAUAGAGACCAUGCUUUUAGACAAUGACCUGGAAUUCUUUGGAGCCUCCAAGAAAGUGCGCAGCCCUCGUCCUCCGUAUGUGUUCCUGCGUGUUGGAGACGUGGUGAUGGAGAGUAAGGGCCACAUGGUGGGGGUGGUGGUGAGCUGGGACUCUGAGCUGCGAGCCCCUCAAGAAUGGGUGGACAAAGUGUAUUCAAACUCUGAGGUCCCCAAAGCAGAGAAUACGCCUCAUUAUAAAGUGCUGUUCAGCGGGCCUGGAUCCUCCUCUCUGUUGGUAGCAUACUUGCCUCAAACACAGCUGAUGCGCUUCACUGGGACACGGCCGGAGAUUCCCACCUUGGAAAACUACUUCACACAUUUUGACGGGGAGCGGUUCGUCAUGCAGCCCUGGCUCAGCGAGAUGUUUCCAGAGGACGAGAAGGAGGACAAAUGACUGCUCAACUGCAUGUGGGAUCAAAGAGGUGACAAUGUUAGCAAUGCUAAAAACAACAGAGGAUUGGUGGCUAUCGCUUCCUAGCCACGGUUUAAUGCUAGCUACACUUCCUCUGUUUGUACCGGUUUGUACCAAGGUGUUUCGGAAACCUCUAUCAGUUUUCAAGUUCUUUUUUUUCUCCAAGAUAUCUACUUGAGUCAGUCAAUCAUUGCUGAAGUAAGUGCAACAUUUGAGCAAAAUGAGGAUCAUUUUAGAAUCCCUCCUUGCCUGAUCUUGAUGUGAGGGUGUCUUUUGAAAUGUAAUUUACCUUUUUAUUUCUUUGAGAUGUACAAAUACAAAGUGUUUUAAUUUGAUGUGCAACUGAUUUUAAAUUACAGCAAACGCUUAAAAAAAAAAAAAUCUGUUUACAAGACAGUGUUGGCUGAGGAAGGAAAAACAACCUUGAAAAACUGCACUUUAGCAAUAAAAAAUACUUUAAACUGU
This is a messenger RNA of Trematomus bernacchii (emerald rockcod), 1577 nucleotides long. RefSeq lists its product as uncharacterized. NCBI's taxonomy places the organism in Eukaryota, Metazoa, Chordata, Actinopteri, Perciformes, Nototheniidae. The coding region runs from base 402 to 1094 and encodes 230 amino acids. Gene Ontology annotation, molecular function: DNA binding. The record is from RefSeq and is a predicted model, not a curated record. The transcript is spliced from 7 exons.